UACAUAUGUUUACCGAAGCCGGUGAGCAAGCAGUCCUUUUUCCAAGAUGUCGGUAUUCGGGCCAGUGGUGAAAAUCCAUCCAGUGGUUCUCGCUUCUAUUUCCGACUCGUACGAGCGAAGAAAUGAGGGAGCUAGUCGAGUGAUUGGAACCCUUUUGGGUACAAUCGACAAGCACUCUAUUGAGGUGACGAACUGCUUCUCUGUUCCUCACAAUGAGUCUGAAGAUGAGGUGGCUGUGGACAUGGAGUUCGCCAAGAACAUGUAUGAACUUCAUAAGAGAGUGUCGCCCACAGAAGUCAUCAUUGGGUGGUACGCUACUGGCUUUGAUAUCACUGAACACUCUGUGCUCAUUCAUGAAUACUACAGUCGUGAAGCUACCAACCCCAUCCACCUAACUGUGGACACAGCACUGCAGAGUGGCAAAAUGAACAUCCGCGCCUAUGUCAGUGCACAGAUGGGUGUGCCAGGAAAGACUGUUGGUGUUAUGUUCACCCCACUGACUGUCAAGUAUGUCUACUAUGACACUGAGAGGAUUGGAGUGGACCUUCUACAGAGAACACGUUUGGCUCCCAGUCGCACCAAGGGUUUGACCUCUGACCUCUCCCAGGUCGGUGGAGCUGCUUCCAGAGUACAGGACAUGCUGACCACUGUGCUUGCAUACAUUGAUGAUGUGCUGUCUGGAAAAGUGACAGCAGACAACAGCGUGGGUCGUUUUCUCAUGGACCUGGUCAACAAGGUGCCAACCAUCUCAGCUGAGGACUUUGAGAACAUGCUCAACUCCAACAUCAAUGACCUGUUGAUGGUGACCUACCUGUCUAAUCUGACACAAGCACAGAUUGCUCUAAAUGAGAAGCUGGUGCUACUCUGAGAAGAACUCAUUAAAGUGAUAUUUAAUUUUUCUACUUUUUUUUUUUUCUUUUGACUGAGAUGAAUAAAUAUGUCAAACAGUCAUACAACUGUUCAUUUCACUUGGAUUUCAGCUGCUAUCACUAGUAACAUUUUAACAAAGCAAUUAGGUUCUUCAUAUAGCAUUUUAACAUUACUGCAAAGAUAAUGUUAAUGGAGUCUUGCUUUUUAUAAUUAGUUAUCUUCCCACUUAUUUAAAAGCAUACAAUUACCUGCAGUACACAUGUAAAACCCACAGAAAAAUAAACUUUUGUUUCUCAUUUUUUCCAUA
Messenger RNA from Melanotaenia boesemani (Boeseman's rainbowfish), 1177 nucleotides. It is a transcript of the gene eif3f, whose product is annotated as eukaryotic translation initiation factor 3, subunit F. NCBI's taxonomy places the organism in Eukaryota, Metazoa, Chordata, Actinopteri, Atheriniformes, Melanotaeniidae. The transcript is spliced from 8 exons. The record is from RefSeq and is a predicted model, not a curated record. Gene Ontology annotation, cellular component: eukaryotic translation initiation factor 3 complex, eIF3m. Gene Ontology annotation, molecular function: metallopeptidase activity; translation initiation factor binding; translation initiation factor activity. Gene Ontology annotation, biological process: translational initiation. Bases 47 to 868 code for a protein of 273 amino acids.